This is a messenger RNA of Rotaria sp. Silwood1, 1173 nucleotides long. The record is from the annotation of a GenBank genome assembly. Lineage: Eukaryota; Metazoa; Rotifera; Eurotatoria; Philodinida; Philodinidae.
AUGAAUUUUAAAAAUGAAUCUCAUGAAGAAUUAAAUAAAAAAGAUAGAAAAAAAAGACAAAAAGGAGCUGGUUAUCAUUGUCGAUGUUCACGCUUGUGUAUAUUUUUUUCCUUAUCUGCUGCUAUUUUGCUUGGUGCAGCUAUUGCUGCAGCUCUUAUUUCAUCUCUAAGCACACCGAAAACGGCAACAAAUGUUCCAACUGGUAUUUAUGCACUGCAAAUUCCAUCAUGUGCUACAUGGAACAAGACUGGAAUAACGGUGGCUGGUAAUGCAAACACAACAGCUGGCAGUGAUGCAGCAUCUCUCAAUGCUCCUGUGGGGAUUUUUCUCGAUAACAAUUACACUCUGUACAUUGCCGACCGAGACAACCAUCGAAUUGUUAAAUAUGCUGUUAAUGCUACGACCGGUGUUGUUGUGGCUGGUAAUGGAACUCCCGGAAAUAGUCCCAGUCAACUGAGAUCGCCGAAAGGCGUUGCCGUUGAUCAGAUGGGUGCCAUUAUCGUUGCUGACGGAGGAAAUUUUCGAAUACAACGUUUUCCUUUUGGUUCCACAGUAGCAACGACAGUAGCUCUCAAUAGUUCAGCAAAUUUACUUGGUGAUAUGCGAGAUUUACAUAUAGAUGUUAAUAAUAAUAUCUAUGUAACAGAUUCAGAUUACAGUCGAGUUGUUAAAUUUUAUCCAAAUAAUGGAAUUGGUGUUAUUCUAGCGGGCAACAGUGGAGCAGGUUCUGCAGCUCAUCAGCUUCAGGGCUCAUAUGGAAAUUUUAUUGAUGGCAAUGACACGUUAUAUGUAGCAGACUCUGGAAAUCAUCGUGUUCAGAUGUGGCCAGCCGGAGCAACAAAUGGAACCACUAUAGCCGGUAUCACAAAUACACCUGGUUCAGGUUUAUUGAGAUUGAAGAGUCCCAUGCAGGUUAUUGUCGAUAAUAAUGGAUACUACUUUAUAGCCGAUUCCGGAAAUAACCGAAUUGUUAAAUGGACUAGUAACUAUGCAGCAGGUGGUACGUGUAUUGCUGGUUGUACUGGUUCAGUAGGAAAUGCAUCAAACCAAUUAAAUACUCCACGAGAUUUAAAAUUUGAUGCAAGUGGCAACUUGUAUGUGAGUGAUCGAGAUAAUAACAGAGUUCAAAAGUUUAUGCUUGAAAUACCAGCAAAUUGUUCUAUUAGUAAGUAG